AUAACACAUACAUCACACUCUGGAGCGAGCUUUUACUGUGAAAGAGAAUGAGACAGGCGACAAGGCAUUAGCACAAACCUGAAAGUGCCUCAAAAUCUUUGGGGAGGGACAGGAUAGAGGAGAAACACAUAUUACUGUUUGUAUCUUGAGUGAGGGAAGGAAAAAGAAAAAUAAAAGGUUAGAGUUGAGUAAAGAAAAAAGAUCUGCUGUGGCUCAGCACAGAGCUUCAUCAUGGCCACACUGAAGGAGAAGAGGACUUGUGGGCAGCGAUGUGAAGACUUUGGCCGUUUUGUCUGGAACUCCGACAAUGGGACGUUGAUGGGGAGAACACCAGAGAAAUGGGUGUACAUCAGUCUGUAUUAUGCAGCCUUUUACGUGGUGAUGACGGCCCUCUUUUCUCUGGCCAUCUGGACACUCAUGUACACCUUGGAUCCAUACGCCCCUGACUACCAAGACCGGCUAAAAUCUCCGGGGGUGAUGGUGUGGCCCGACACUUACGGAGAGGAAGUUGUUGAAAUCUCCUACAACACAUCAGAUAAAGCCAGCUGGAUGAAGAUGAAGAACAUCCUUGAUAAGUUCCUGGAGCCCUAUAAUGACACCAAGCAGCUUGAAUGCAACACCUAUAACUGCACUAAGGGAAAGUACUUCAUCCAGAACACCUUCUCUGCCCCUCACCACACCAAGUGGGCAUGUCCCUUCACGCAAAGCAUGCUGGGAGCCUGCUCAGGAUUUGAGGACCCAAACUUUGGCUACAACUGCACCAUGCCUUGCGUCAUUAUUAAGAUGAACAGGAUCAUUGAGUUUUUGCCUUCUAAUCACACUGACCUUCCCCCAUAUGUCAACUGCACUGUACUGGAAGGACAGGACAAUGUGGCCAAAAUCGAGUAUUUCCCUGACAGGGGAAUUAUGGAUCUCUCUUACUUCCCUUACUACGGAAAACUGGCACAGCCUACUUAUGUCAACCCAUUGGUGGCUGUUCGGUUCAGCCUGGUCGGAGAGAAGCACGCCAAGAUCCAGUGCAGAGUGGUCUCUGACAAGAUCAGCUAUGAAAACUUCCACGACCCCUACGAGGGAAAAGUCAUCUUCUACCUCAAAGCAGUGAAAUAAGAAACAGAAAAUCCUCAGAUAUCCCAUAAUCAUGUAACAACUAACCUGUCAGUAUCAAAGAUCGAGCAGGUGUCUACAGAUCAAUAGUGACUAUUAUUUAACAAGCUUUAAACCAUUUGUAUUCAACUUAACCCAACAGUAUAGGCCCACUUUUAUAAAUGUGAGUUAUUGUGCUUUGCUGAGUGAUUCAUGAACUUCUUUGUCAUCUGAUUUUUAGGUUUAACCAUUACCAAAAAAUGUAAUCUAUAAAUCUAUUGUUAUCUAUCUAUCUAUAUAUAUCUAUGUGUUUGCUGUCCAUUGUUAUUUAACCCGGUGCACGCUUACAAACUUAACCUCUGUCUGCAUGUCUCCUCCUCUCCUCUCUUCAUACUCAAGAAAGUAAACAGAUCUGAGGGUGUCAGAGGGAAGCUACUAGAUUUCUGAGGUGGAUUUGGGAUUUAAAAAACCCCACUGCAGAACAUGUUCUUUCAACAUCGUGACAAAUGUAGCUAAUGCAUCUUCAAGUGCAAAAAGUCUUUCUAAAUAAAAACUCAUUUCCAAUUUUA
Messenger RNA from Siniperca chuatsi (mandarin fish), 1652 nucleotides. RefSeq names its product potassium-transporting ATPase subunit beta-like. Gene Ontology annotation, molecular function: ATPase activator activity. The record is from RefSeq and is a predicted model, not a curated record. The transcript is spliced from 7 exons. Bases 232 to 1107 code for a protein of 291 amino acids. Gene Ontology annotation, cellular component: sodium:potassium-exchanging ATPase complex. NCBI's taxonomy places the organism in Eukaryota, Metazoa, Chordata, Actinopteri, Centrarchiformes, Sinipercidae. Gene Ontology annotation, biological process: intracellular potassium ion homeostasis; potassium ion import across plasma membrane; intracellular sodium ion homeostasis.